UAAAAUAAACGUUUGCUUUCGGAUGGUGCGUAAUGAUGUGUUGCUGAGCUUCGAAAAACACCAGGAACACAUGGCACUGGCGAAAAGGGGUUGCUUGUCGCGUCUCUGCUUUUUCAUCAUCGAUUCCCUAUGAGUUAUUUUAAAAGAAGGCAAUACAAAUUGUAUCUCCACCGUAGCUUUGGGAAUUGACAGCGGUGAGCCAUGACUUUGAGCUCAGAGAUGUCCGAUGCAUCCAUCCUUUCGGAAGAAACUGAUAUCGAUGUGGUCGGCGAGGGAGAGGAUGGGGACAACCAGACCCGGUCAUAUGUAGACGAGGUGGCUCAGAUGCAUGACGAUAUCCUCUUGGCUGGGUCCCCACAAUGCGUGGAUAGCUCUUCAACCCGGGAUCCGUACAAACCAGCAAGCAAAAACACCUUAGUUAAACCCCCGUAUUCCUACAUUGCCUUAAUCACCAUGGCUAUCCUCCAAAGUCCAAAAAAGAGACUCACGCUGAGUGAGAUCUGUGAUUUUAUCAGCAACCGCUUCCCUUAUUACCGAGAGAAGUUCCCGGCUUGGCAGAACUCCAUCAGACACAACUUGUCUUUGAACGACUGCUUCGUCAAGAUACCAAGGGAGCCCGGCAACCCUGGUAAGGGUAACUACUGGACGCUAGAUCCGGAAUCUGCAGACAUGUUCGACAACGGAAGCUUUCUGAGGAGACGGAAACGCUUCAAACGCCAACAGACACCAGAUCUGCUGCGGGAUCACGGCAGUUUUAUCCCGGCUGCGGCGUAUGGCUACGGACCCUACGGCUGCGGAUAUGGGAUUCAGCUGCAGUCCUACCACACACAUUCAGCGCUUUUCGCAUUUCAGCAGCAGCAGUCCAGGCACUCGCAUACUGGAACCAUUAUCCCUGCACCUUCUCUAAUGCCCACAACCACUGACCUGGCAAGAACCCGCUUUUACCCCCAACUAAGUCCCAAUCUGCCUUCGUCUAUACAGACUGCUACCAAAUCAAAUUCUCCAGCGCAGCGGUCUCCCUUUUCAAUAGAGAGUAUCAUUGGGGGAUCCCUGAGUCCAGCUAACUGUUCCUCGCGGACUUCUCCAAUCGUACCAAUUUUGCCAUCGUCUCUCACUCCUCAAUCGCCCCCACUACCGCCAAGCUUACACCAAGGACCUGCUUUACACACUGUCGAGAACUUUCCUAACAGGAUUGCCAACGGUACUAAUGGCUGUUAGGCACAUAGGCUACAAAAUAAAAUGAAAAAAUAAAACACAAAAGCUCCUCAUUGAAGGUAGGAUUAUUUUUGUAUGUUUUUGUUACACGCAGCUGAAUGACGGACAUUAACACAAUCUGUGCCUAUAUUCAUGCUGUGAAAUAUAUACGAAUAUAUUUAUGUAUAGGCCGACAUUUUAGUGUGAAUCUAAUUUCUCCCCACAUUCUGCAUUCUGUUCAUUAUAAUUAAGUGAUCCGUAUACAUCACUGUUUAGGACGUCUCAGGAUAACAGCUUUAUUAACAGGUUAAACUGUGUCACGUGUCUAAAACAAUGUAUUUCUUGUGUGUGUGUGUGUGUGUGUGUGUGUGUGUGUGUGUGAGCGCGCGCGCGCGUGUGUGAAAGCACCAUUAUUUUCUAGGUUAACAAAUUGAAACUUUUUAUUGUUAUAAUUUGUGAUUUGUAUUGAAGAGACACUAAAGUGAAAGUAAUACCUUUAUAUGCAGUGUGUUUUUUUCAGUAAUAAAACAUUGUAAAUUCUUU
Conger conger (European conger) is the source of this 1737-nucleotide messenger RNA. It is a transcript of the gene foxd1, whose product is annotated as forkhead box D1. Gene Ontology annotation, biological process: anatomical structure morphogenesis; regulation of transcription by RNA polymerase II; cell differentiation. The record is from RefSeq and is a predicted model, not a curated record. Lineage: Eukaryota; Metazoa; Chordata; Actinopteri; Anguilliformes; Congridae. Gene Ontology annotation, molecular function: DNA-binding transcription factor activity, RNA polymerase II-specific; RNA polymerase II cis-regulatory region sequence-specific DNA binding. The transcript has a single exon. The coding region runs from base 202 to 1218 and encodes 338 amino acids.